Messenger RNA from Anguilla anguilla (European eel), 584 nucleotides. It is a transcript of the gene rpl26, whose product is annotated as ribosomal protein L26. Gene Ontology annotation, biological process: cytoplasmic translation; ribosomal large subunit biogenesis. The coding region runs from base 105 to 542 and encodes 145 amino acids. Gene Ontology annotation, molecular function: RNA binding; structural constituent of ribosome. Lineage: Eukaryota; Metazoa; Chordata; Actinopteri; Anguilliformes; Anguillidae. The record is from RefSeq and is a predicted model, not a curated record. Gene Ontology annotation, cellular component: cytosolic large ribosomal subunit; ribosome. The transcript has 4 exons.
GACUUCAGUGUCUUCUCGCGAGAACUCGAUGUCGACUAGUUUGAGCGGAAGUACAUUGGAACUCUCUUUUCCGGCGGCCAUUGUGGAACGAUCGGCAGGCCAUCAUGAAGCUGAAUCCGUUUGUGACGUCGUCCCGUCGCAAGAACCGCAAGAGGCACUUCAACGCCCCCUCUCACAUCCGCAGAAAGAUCAUGUCCUCCCCGCUCUCCAAGGAGCUGCGGCAGAAGUAUAACGUCAGGUCCAUGCCCAUCCGCAAGGACGACGAGGUCCAGGUGGUCCGAGGGCACUACAAAGGCCAGCAGAUCGGCAAGGUAGUGCAGGUGUACAGGAAGAAGUACGUCAUCUACAUCGAGCGCGUGCAGCGGGAGAAGGCCAAUGGAACCACCGUGCACGUGGGGAUCCACCCCAGCAAGGUCGUGAUCACAAGGCUGAAGCUGGACAAGGACCGCAAGAAGAUCCUGGAGCGCAAGGCCAAGUCGCGACAGGACGGCAAGGAGAAGGGAAAAUACAAGGAGGAGAGCAUCGAGAAGAUGCAGGAGUGAACGCACGCCUUUUGUUAACAAAUAAAAGACUUUAAAAUCACA